Messenger RNA from Chinchilla lanigera (long-tailed chinchilla), 4430 nucleotides. It is a transcript of the gene Dixdc1, whose product is annotated as DIX domain containing 1. The record is from RefSeq and is a predicted model, not a curated record. Gene Ontology annotation, molecular function: protein binding. Gene Ontology annotation, cellular component: cytosol. The transcript is spliced from 21 exons. The coding region runs from base 171 to 2354 and encodes 727 amino acids. Lineage: Eukaryota; Metazoa; Chordata; Mammalia; Rodentia; Chinchillidae. Gene Ontology annotation, biological process: canonical Wnt signaling pathway.
CUUGGGGACAGGGAGGGGCCCGCGUGCGCAGGUGGUGAGGUGCGAUCUGGCGGGGACCAGCUCCGGCCGGUUGGAGGCGGGGUCUGAAGGCAGGGGGCGGGAUCAAGGCCGGCAGGGGACGGCGUCCGGCAGCUGGAAACCCGCGGGCCAGAGCCACCCUCCCCGUCGCCAUGGCAGCGGGAACGCGGCGGCCACGGACACAGCUAACGCAGGCGGAACCCAGAAGCGGCCGGGAGAGAGGUGUGGAGCCAGGCAGACCCAUAAUAAGAGGUGGCCCUGAUUUGGCUCUUCUAGGGACUCUGAAGAUGGGGACUCAAGGGAUUGUGAGAUUCUGUAACACCUUGCUGCCAGCAGAGCCCUCUCAACAGCUGCAGGCCUAUGUGGCCUGGGUGAAUGCACAGCUGAAGAAGAGGCCAUCGGUGAAGCCUGUACAGGACCUGCGACAGGAUCUCCGGGAUGGGGUGAUCCUGGCAUAUCUCAUCGAGAUUGUUGCAGGAGAAAAGCUGAGUGGGGUACAGCUGAGUCCUAGUAACCAACAAGAGAUGAGGAAUAAUGUGGAGAAAGUGCUACAGUUUGUGGCCUCCAAAAAGAUUCGUAUGCACCAGACUUCAGCUAAAGAUAUUGUGGAGGGAAACCUAAAGUCUGUCAUGAGGCUGGUGCUGGCCUUGGCAGCUCAUUUCAAACCCGCUUCUAGCGGGACGGCGAGCCAAGCACAGGCCUCCAGACCCCUGCUGCAGAGUCACCAGCCGCACUGCGCCACUGCGGUGGCCCAGGGAGCAGCUGCUGCUCUGGCUGACGUGUGUCAUGACGUGUCACGCUCCGGGCGGGAUAUUUUCCGAUACAGACAGAGGAACAGCAGCAUGGACGAGGAGAUUGAGAAUCCGUACUGGAGUGUGCGGGCGCUGGUGCAGCAGUAUGAAGAGCAGCAGCGGUCCCCGUGCGAGUCCAGCUGCUCCAGCCUGACUUCACCCAGUCCAAUCCACAGUGCAAAGAGUGAAUCCAUUAUAACCCAGGUGGAGGAGAAGGCAGAUUUUGUGAUUAUUCCCUCAGAAGGAAUAGAGAACAGAACAGAGGACACAGGCUCUCCAUUAUCCCGAGACUGGCGGCCGGGGAGCCCUGGAACCUACCUGGAGACCUCAUGGGAAGAACAGCUGUUGGAACAACAAGAACAUUUAGAAAAAGAAAUGGAGGAAGCAAAGAAAAUGAUAUCGGGACUACAGGCCUUACUGCUCAAUGGAUCCUUACCUGAAGAUGAACAGGACAGGCCUCUGGCCCUCUGCGAACCCGGAGUCAAUCCCGAGGAGCAGCUGAUCAUAAUCCAGAGUCGUCUGGAUCAGAGUAUGGAGGAAAAUCAAGACCUCAAGAAAGAACUGCUGAAAUGUAAACAAGAAGCCAGAAAUUUACAGGGGAUAAAGGAUGCCUUGCAGCAGAGACUGACUCAGCAGGACAUGUCUGUUCUUCAGCUCAAACAAGAACUACUGAGAGCGACUAUGGACAAAGAUGAGCUCCACAACCAGAAUGUGGAUCUGCAGAGGAAGCUGGAUGACAGGAACCGGCUCCUGGGAGAGUAUAAAAAAGAGCUGGGGCAGAAGGAUCGCCUUCUUCAGCAGCACCAGGCCAAGUUGGAAGAAGCACUCUGGAAGCUCUCAGAUGCCAGUCACCAGCAGGUGGAUCUAGAAUGGGAGCUAGAACACAGAGACGUGCUUUUGGCUCACUGUAUGAAAAGAGAGGCAGAGGAGGGAACCAACUAUAGCAGUUACAACUCUCAAAGCAACGGCUUUCUCAUUCCAACGGCAGGGAAAGGAGCUGCUUCCGUCACUCACAGAGGGACCAGCGACCUGCAGCUUGUCCGGGAUGCUCUGCGCAGCCUUCGCAACAGCUUCAGCGGCCACGACCCUCAGCACCACACCAUCGACAGCUUGGAGCAGGGCAUCGCCAGCCUCAUGGAGCGCCUGCGCGUCAUGGAGACACAGAGGAAGCAGGAAAGAAAGGUUCGAGGCAAAUCACCCAGAAGUCAGUCAGGCAGUGAAUACCGGGAGUCCUGGCCGCCUCAUUCCAAAUUGCCUCACUCACAGAGCUCUCCGACUGUCAGCAGCGCCUGCACUAAAGUGCUCUAUUUCACUGACCGGUCACUUACGCCCUUCAUGGUCAAUAUACCAAAGAGGUUGGGGGAGGUGACAUUGAAGGAUUUUAAAGCAGCUAUUGAUCGGGAAGGAAAUCAUCGGUAUCACUUCAAAGCGCUGGAUCCUGAGUUUGGCACUGUCAAAGAGGAGGUUUUCCAUGAUGAGGACGCCAUCCCUGGAUGGGAAGGAAAAAUUGUAGCCUGGGUGGAAGAAGACCAUGGAGAGAACUGACCCUGAGGACUGCAGUCUGGUUACUUGCUGGCUGCCUCACUCAGGACAGGGGACUAAACCCGGAGUACACUUCAGAAGUUUCUCGUUUGUGCUGCCAAUAGCAAAGCUUCUCCAAGUGUGAAGGUCACAGGCCAGUCCUGUUUCUGUGCCCGGCGUAUCUGGUACUUCAAACCCCUAUCCUAAUGCGGACCACGGUUCAUCUGGAAUUCCUUGUCCGUGGGAACGGCGUUUCGUCCCACUCUGAGGACAGCAAACCGAAGGCCUUAACCAAUGGGGAUGGAUGAUCCCGCUCCUGUCGGGGCACGGCUGCUAUUACCUGGAACCUGGGAUUGGAUGCAUUACUCCUGUGUGUUACAGUAUUAAUUUAAUUGGCCUCAAGGGUUGCACUGGUCAGAGUCCCAGCAUUUGUACUCACAGACAAGGCAAAGGUACCAGCUUUUCUGCUUCUUCGCAGAUACUGCAAACUACAAACAACUCAUGAGGUGGUACCAAAGAUGAAAGCUACUCUUCAAUAACCUUUUGAACUGGACAUGGAUGGUGCUGAAUAGUUCAUUGGAUGGAAAAAGGGCUGCCCAUAUUGUGCUGUACUGUGCUAAAACCGUAAGACUUGGGCCACUUCUGGUCUUAACUGAUUCUGCAGCUUGUCCUUUAGCCCACAUAAGGCAUAUUUCAUGUUCUACUAGUUUUCUCUGGGACUCUUUAAUAUUAGAGCCAUUUAUUUUUCUUCGAACUGAUGACCUUUGUGUUUGAGAGGAAUUAGGAGUGAAAUGCUCCUUAAAAAUCAAGGCGGGUAUGGAAAGGUGCUGCUACCCAUAUCUUCUUGACUUUGUCUCAUGACUUUCUUUAACUCAUGGUAUCUCCUUUGCGGUUAAAAGGAGGCAGACCAUUGAUUUCAGUGUUUCUUUGUGAUUUACGAGUACUGAGCAUGAGUUACUAGUCUGUCCUCAUUUUAAGAUUAGAGUUUCUUUCUAUUACAUGUUUAGACGAGGCUGAUGUUUUAGGGCGCAAGAGAAACCAUGGGGCAUGGAGCAUGUGUUGUGAAUGGCAGGGUUGAUUCAGGGUAAAGAAAUCUAGAGUUAUUUCUCAUGUACGACACCGUCCGUGUAGAAGCUAAAAGUGUUCAACUUCCAGGGAUUCCUUAAUAACCUGGGUUUUCUCCUUCAUCCACCCAGCACUACCAGCUGAUCAGCCAUUUUAUGUAUGCACGUUCCCAAAAGCAGUCUGUGACCAUCAACGUACACUGCCAAACAGAAGAGGGGACAGAUCAGUCUCGGGUUCUUGACCCGUCUGUCUUCAGUUCAUCUCCCCUCUUCGGACACUGGAACAGACUACUCUUUGGAACUGAGAUAACAUCUUAUUGUUUUAUACGGACAUGUCUUUUAAGAACAGUUCAUGUUUGGAGCAUUCCUUUGUACUCAUUUUCUUUUCAUCUGAGAACCAUGUCUAUUUUUAUAACUCAAGCGUGAGUCCUAUAUACUCUCACAUUCUCUAUACUGUGUCCAUUUUCUAGGGAACCCAUGAGCUUUUAUACAGUCUCUUACCACCUCUUGUGGUUUCAGAACAAGCUUUAUUUUAUUACAAGUAUACUAAUGACAACUAAUUUCUGUCCAGUUCUACCUGCUAUUUUAGUUGAGGGGGUAGUUUUAUGUAAUCCAGUUGAUAGCUCUUCAAGUGGACAGGAGUUCAAGAGACACCUAAUUUUUUCAUGUACGUUUUACUGGUCUUCUACUGAAGAAUGAUUUUUCAUCAGAAAUAGCUGGGAAAAUUUGGGAAAGUCAGCCAUAAGCAAGAAUAAUACAUUAGAAAAGCAAACAGAAGAAAAAAAUGAAUUUUUUUCCCCCAAGAAGUCCAGAGAGAAAUUCUUUAAGUCGCCAAUUUCUGUGUUGCAUGAAUUUUAGUGUUUUGCUAUACAAGAGCAUGAGGGUUAUCAGGCUAAAAUUGGUUAUUGUAGUCCCGUAAAAUUUUUCUUGAAUGUCUGUCUCUUAACUCGGUUACUUGUCAGUUUUCUUCCAGUGAACAAUCUUACCAUGAUGUAAAAUUUAUCUUUGCAGAGACUAUUAAACCAGAAAAAUUUCA